Triticum urartu is the source of this 2018-nucleotide messenger RNA. RefSeq names its product alpha-amylase-like 2 (gene AMY2). Gene Ontology annotation, biological process: carbohydrate metabolic process. Gene Ontology annotation, molecular function: calcium ion binding; alpha-amylase activity. NCBI's taxonomy places the organism in Eukaryota, Viridiplantae, Streptophyta, Magnoliopsida, Poales, Poaceae. The record is from RefSeq and is a predicted model, not a curated record.
AAAAGUACCGAUUGACCUCUCGCCAAUCGUCAUUGGGGAGCGACGGAGCGCUGUUCCUCUUCUUCCCCCAACCUCACUCCUCCGCACGAACAAGCCUCCAGGCCUCCGUCCAGCGGGCGAAGCACGCCAACUCGAAGGAUUUCUCUCUCAUAGUCGUCGCCAUCCACAUAACCCGCUCUACCGAACUGCCGAGGAGAGGAGAUCCACCUGCAUGGUCAUGGUGGAGUUCUAACUGCAGUUGGGUUUCCAGUAAUUUUGGGGGUUCAACAGUUCAACAGAACCCCCAAACCCUACGUUAGAUCCGCCCCCCUGCCGAGCUCCGCUACGUUUAUGAUAUUGUGACGGCAUCGUAGAGCCCUUCACUGCUGUGAGGCUGGGACUUCUAAUGGGCCAGAUGGUUUCCGAUGGUGUCAUCCAAGAACAGGCAGCUCGCAAUGGCGGGAUCAUUAAGAACGGGAGGGAAAUCCUAUUGCAGGCUUUUAACUGGGAAUCCCAUAAACACAAUUGGUGGAGUAAUUUAGAGGGCAGAGUUGCCGACAUUGCUAAAUCUGGGUUUACAUCAGUAUGGUUGCCUCCACCGACACAAUCGUUAUCUCCAGAAGGCUAUCUGCCACAGAACCUGUACAGCCUUGACUCUUGUUAUGGUUCUCUUCAGCAGCUAAAUUCGUUGAUUCAGAACAUGAAUGACCACAAUAUAAGGGCUAUGGCUGAUGUAGUUAUUAACCAUCGAGUUGGGACUACUAAAGGAUCAAAUGGGAUGUAUAAUCGUUAUGAUGGUAUCCCAAUAUCAUGGGACGAACAUGCGGUUACAUCUUGUUCUGGUGGGAAGGGGAACAAAAGUACUGGCGAUAACUUUGAUGGGGUUCCCAACAUAGAUCAUACCCAGCCAUUUGUAAGGAAGGAUAUUAUUGAAUGGCUGAUCUGGCUUCGGGAAACCAUUGGUUUUCAAGAUUUCCGCUUUGAUUUCACAAAAGGUUAUGCUUCGAAGUUUGUGAAAGAAUACAUUGAGGAAUCAAAGCCUCUUUUUGCAGUGGGGGAAUACUGGGACAGCUGUGAAUAUGCCCCCCCUGACAACCGUCUGAGCUACAAUCAGGAUAAACACAGGCAGAGAAUUAUCAAUUGGAUAGAUAGCACUGGAGGACUUUGCGCUGCGUUUGAUUUCACAACGAAGGGUAUUCUUCAGGAGGCUGUGAAAGGAGAGUUGUGGCGUUUGCGCGACCCUGAAGAAAAGCCGCCUGGUGUGAUGGGGUGGUGGCCUUCAAGAUCAGUUACAUUUAUUGAAAAUCAUGACACAGGGUCAACUCAGGGCCAUUGGCCAUUUCCAUCUGACCAUGUCAUGGAGGGAUAUGCUUAUAUACUCACGCACCCUGGAAUCCCCACAGUGUUCUACGACCAUUUCUUUGAUUGGGGAGAUUCUUUCCACGAUGAAAUAGCAAAACUGAUGGAGAUUAGGAAAUCCCAAGACAUACAUAGUCGUUCAGCUGUCAAAAUUUUGGAGGCAAGCUCAAAUCUGUACUCGGCAGUAAUCGAUGAUAAGUUGUGCAUGAAGAUCGGAGAGGGCCCCUGGUGCCCAAGCGACCCAGAGUGGAAGCUGGCGGCAUGUGGAGACAGAUAUGCCGUGUGGCACAUGUAGGCAGCGACAAGCCGCAUCAGCGUGCCAUAUUUCUGCUGAAGAGAAGAUUAGCCUGGUAACUGAAGUACACCACACCAGAUUACCGCAGCAUACCUACACCUAUCUAUUAUGAAUAACGAUAUGUGUGAGUGGAACCGGGUAUUCCUGAAGAGGCGCUAAUGCCGCGCUUCUCCUGCCUGCCUAGGUUCGAGUUCUGGGACAAACCUGACGGCCACCUUACUUUAUUCAAGUGCUAAACUUCGAAAAUAGAAUAAAUUGUUAUGAGUGCACCAUGUCACUGCAUUCAUUUGGCUAGCCAAUAAUAGAGGGCAUCAUCCUAUCUCUUUAUGUAUGAAAUGCAGAAUGUACAUUUAUAAUGUGACAACUACACACAGCUGCUUGAUUA